GACAGAGGUUCAGUCUGGACAGGAGGGGACAGGGGUUUGGGUUGGAUAGGAGGAAACAAGGGUUUAGUCUGGACAGGAGGAGACAGUGGUUUGGGUUGGACAGGAGGAGACAGAGGACUGGGUUGGACAGACUGAGUGGAGUUUAUUCAGAGAUCAGGCCGUGAUGAAGCUGCAGCUCAACCUCCUGCUCCUGCUGUGCAGCUCUUUCUGUCUCCAACUUCUACAUCACACUCAUGCUCAGACUGCAGCUGUUUGGGAAGCCAGUCCUUCAUACUGGAAUCAACAGGCGAAGAAAAUGCUGGAUGAUGCGCGGAAACUACAGCCGUGGACUCACAGAGCUAAAAACAUAAUCCUCUUCCUCGGUGAUGGAAUGGGUGUGUCCACUGUCUCGGCUGCUCGAAUCCUGAGAGGACAGAUGGAUGGAGAAUCAGGAGAGGAGACUGCCCUGACCAUGGAUACAUUUCCUUACCUUGCACUGUCAAAGACAUACAGCGUGGAUAAACAGGUUGCAGACAGUGCGAGCACUGCUACAGCAUACCACUGUGGUGUUAAAGCAAACUCUAAAACUGUGGGUUUAAGUGCGAGUGCCAUCCCCUACGAGUGCAACACAACCUUCGGAAACGAAGUAUACUCUGUCCUACACCGUGCUAAAUUACAAGGUAAAUCAGUAGGCAUUGUGACCACCACUCGAGUACAGCAUGCGUCUCCUGCAGCAGCAUAUGCCCAUUCAGUGAGCCGCAGCUGGUACAGUGAUUCUGAUUUACCACCCGAAGCCCAACAAGAUGGCUGUGUGGACAUUUCCACGCAACUCAUUACCAACACCGACAUUGAUGUUAUUCUGGGAGGUGGACGGAUGUACAUGACACCCAAAGGUACUCCAGAUCCAGAAUAUCCAUCGUCAUCAUCACGGAAAGGUGACCGCGAGGACAAAAGGAACUUGAUCGAGGCAUGGCUGGAUGAGCGAAAGGACAGAAAUGCUCAGUAUGUGUGGAAUAAAGAGCAGUUUAACUCAGUGAAUGUGAACACUACAGACUGUCUGAUGGGGCUUUUUGAACCAAAGGACAUGAGGUUUGAGGUGUUCAGGAACAAAACACGUGAUCCCUCCAUUGUGGACAUGACUGAAAAAGCUAUUCAGAUUCUUAAGAAGAACCCAAAUGGAUUUUUUCUCUUUGUGGAAGAUGAUGGCAGGAUUGAUCAUGGCCACCAUGCUGGGAUUGCUAACCUGGCACUGACGGAGACAGUGAUGUUUGACCGAGCGAUUCGUCGGGCAUCUCAGCUCACCAAAGAUUCUGAAACUCUCACCAUCGUCACUGCAGAUCACUCACAUGUCUUCACAUUUGGGGGAAAUACACCCCGGGGAAACCCUAUUUUUGGCCUGGCACCAAAGAAUGCAGACGACCGACUUCCUUUUACUAGUAUCCUGUAUGCUAACGGACCUGGAUAUGUACAUGUAAAUGGGACAAGAGCAAAUGUGUCUGCGGUUGACUACCUCGAUGCGGAAUACAUGCAGCAGGCUGCUGUGCCAUUAGAUGCGGAGACUCAUGGAGGAGAAGACGUGGCAAUUUACGCUAAAGGUCCGAUGGCACAUCUUUUCCAUGGCGUUAAAGAGCAACAUUACAUCGCUCACGUGAUGGCAUAUGCCGCCUGCCUCCAUCCCUACACUGACUGCCCCCACGACUUUAACUCCGCCCCCUGUCUCUCUCUCUCUUUAUUGCUCAGUUUAUCAUGUGUACUGACUUGGUUUAGCUUAAGAUGAUGGUGUUAAACUAUCCUUGUACUCCAACAUGGUCUUCAAUUUACCCUCAUCCACUUUCCACUUGACCCCAAAACCCCAAGUUAUUUUAAGGUUCAAACUUGAUCAUGUGAUAUUCCUUCAGAGCAACAUGAAGUAUGCCAUAAAAUAUGGGUUUUACCAACAUCACCUGCCUAAAUAAAACACUGUUCAGAUCUUUGCCUGCUAAGUAGUUAGCUUACCUAACAUUAAUGUUUUCUCUUUGAUGUUAAGGAAACUAUUAUAUGCUGAAAUUUUGCCGAGAAGCUAGCAUGCAUGUUAGCUUAAGAGAAAUCAGACCUUAACUUUUGAGGGGAAGUUGAUGAGUGUUUGUUGAAGACUUUGCUUGAAACUCAGGAAAGGUUUUAUAAAAGAUUCUUUUAUUAUACAAAUAAAUGCCUUCCAUAGAUGUUAAUGUGUUAAUAGGUCUUUUUUCAUAUGUUUACUUGGGUUUUUUGGUUGGUUGGUUGGUUGGUUAGUUGGUUGUUUUAAACAAGCAAAUUUACUAUGCAGAAAUUUUAUAUGCAUUUUCUAAAAUAGAAGUUUCAAUGUACGGUACUGUAUAAUGCAUACUGAACCAAUUAAAUAAAUAAUAAUAAAUGACUUUCUAUUUUACAUAAUA
Molecule: messenger RNA, 2393 nt
Organism: Clarias gariepinus (North African catfish)
Lineage: Eukaryota; Metazoa; Chordata; Actinopteri; Siluriformes; Clariidae
Gene: alpi.1
Product: alkaline phosphatase, intestinal, tandem duplicate 1
Exons: 11
Coding region: 164-1756 (530 amino acids)
Biological process (GO): dephosphorylation
Cellular component (GO): plasma membrane
Molecular function (GO): alkaline phosphatase activity
Source: RefSeq, a predicted model, not a curated record